AUGUUCAUACUUACCACGAUUCAAGACCUGAUACAAAUCAAGCCGCAGGACUUCGAGAAGCCUAGCGCGCAAGCUAUCAAAGAUGUAGUCAACGACAAGUACAGCAACAGGAUCGUUCCUGGCAUUGGCCUAUGCCUCUGCAUGUGGGAUCUCAUUUCAGCGACCGAAGGUUUGAUCGGUCACGGGACUGGGCUUGUCAAUGUUAAUAUCGAAUUCCGCAUGACUGUCUUCCGCCCUUUCCGUGGCGAAAUCAUCUAUGGACGGAUCAAGUCAUCCAACGAAGAAGGCAUCAUUCUUGAUCUGGAAUUCACCUCGGAAGUCUUCGUUCCCUACCAAAAUCUACCGGAGAACUCGUCCUUCUCUAAGGCUGAGAUGGUGUGGAUCUGGAACUCUGAAGGCACAGAACUUUUCUUCGAUAAGGGCGAGCCAGUUCUAUUCAGGGUAGAGCAUGAGGAAUGGUAUGACCAGAGACCGACUAUUAUUGAAAAGGAUGAGAAAGGCGAGAUUAUUGAAGAGAGACCGACAGCCUGGAAGAUAAUAGGCUCCAUGGCUCAACCUGGUCUUGGUCCGACUCUAUGGUGGGCCGAAGGCGGAGAAGAAGAAGAGGGUGAAGAGGGAGAUGUCGAAAUGGAGGGCGCCGAGGAAUGA
Molecule: messenger RNA, 648 nt
Organism: Alternaria conjuncta
Lineage: Eukaryota; Fungi; Ascomycota; Dothideomycetes; Pleosporales; Pleosporaceae
Exons: 4
Coding region: 1-648 (215 amino acids)
Biological process (GO): DNA-templated transcription; transcription initiation at RNA polymerase III promoter
Cellular component (GO): RNA polymerase III complex
Molecular function (GO): nucleic acid binding
Source: RefSeq, a predicted model, not a curated record